Pomacea canaliculata is the source of this 1522-nucleotide messenger RNA. RefSeq names its product cytochrome P450 3A21-like. Bases 145 to 663 code for a protein of 172 amino acids. The record is from RefSeq and is a predicted model, not a curated record. The transcript is spliced from 9 exons. Gene Ontology annotation, molecular function: iron ion binding; monooxygenase activity; heme binding. Lineage: Eukaryota; Metazoa; Mollusca; Gastropoda; Architaenioglossa; Ampullariidae.
CCUAUCUCAGGCCUUACAGAGACACACAGAAAAGCGACAACUUGUGGACGUCAAGAGAGUAUUUGGAGCAUACACCACAGACGUCAUCGCUGGAACAGCGUUCAGUCUGGAACCGACUUUCAGACAAACGAGAAUGAUGUUUUUAUGCAGGCAGCCAUCAAUCUCAUGAGAAAAGCAACCAGCAUGACCUUACUUGCUUUAAUUAUUACACUUUUUCCAUGUCUUCAGCGACCCUUGAGAUUCUUCCAAAUUGCUGAUGCACAGGAAGAUGCCAAAAUUGUCGUACGUGUAAUUAACAACCUCAUAGAGGAAAGGAAACAAAGUGGACAAAAUGAACAUGUAGACCUUCUUCAGCUCUUGCUGGACUCAGAAGCUUCAGAAGCCGACAUUGCCGCCAAGCCACAAGACAGACAAAUGACAAAAGAUGAAAUCAUUGCACAAUGUAUUACCAUCUUUCUGGCUGGCUACGAAACCACGGCGGCGACCUUACAGUACAUGAUCUACUUACUGGCCGUCAACCCUGACAAGCAGGAGAAACUCUACAACGAGAUCAUCGCAGCUAUUGGCGAUGAUACAGCUACCUAUGAGAAUGUGAUGAGCCUGAAAUAUCUGGACAACACUCUUAAAGAAACGCUGCGAUGCUUUCAACGAUCCCAUUCGUAACUCGCAUUGCAGCCGAGACGAGAACAAUUAAAGAUGUCACAAUCCGAGCUGGAACGUCUGUCGGUGUUUCCAUCGGCUCCGUCAUGCAAGACGACCAGAUCUUCCCUGAGCCCAGCAAGUUCCUUCCGGAGAGGUUUGACGACGAGGACAUGCCAACCCUGGUACGCGAGUUGGCCUUCGGGAUGGGUCCUCGUCAGUGUAUCGGCAUGAGACUGGCGCUGUACGAGGCCAAGAUGGCCGCCGUCACCAUCAUCCGACGGUUCCGGUUUAUUAAAGUGCCGGAGACCCCUGAAUGAUCACGUUCAGUACCUCAGCAAGGUUUUCCUCCCCUGAUAAACUAAUCUUCGUGGGGACUGAACUGCGCAACAGUCAGUGAGAGCGCCCUCCUGGUUUAACUGAAGGAUACAACAGAGAUGGUGACGUCAUGGAAAGAGCUUAGCUUACCUUCACAAAGACGCUUACUUAAAUGCUUAACGUCCGUGUGCUGUGAAGAAAUGUCAAAUAUAAUAUAAUCCCUGGUAUACUAAACCGAUAAUAGUGGUCAAACCAUAUAUUGUUGUUAUUACAUUAUUAUUACAUUAUUAUGCCAGACUUUGCUUUAGUCUAUGAAGUAUUCAGUAAUAAUUAUAAACUUAUUCAGGUAAAUCCUGACGCCUGUAUGUUUCGCUGACUUUUUUCUGCGUUUUUUAUUGUAAUUUUGGUUUACAUACCUUGUGUACUCGAUUCAGAACAUAAACGGGUUAGUACAGUUAAAGAGAAUGGAUCUCUCGUCUAUUGCUUACUAUCCUGUUUAGCUACUGUAAAUGAUAGCAGAUAUAUUAAAUAUACCAGCUUCACACUAACAAACUUUCUAGUUUUU